AUGGAUUGUUUGGAUAGUAUCAAUUCAGAAAAACAAGUAAAUGCUUCUAAUUUAUUCCAAUUUUCGUCGGAUAAAAUUUCGAAUGAAGAAUUAAAAUCGGAAGAAUUUAUGGAAUUUAAUGAACAAAAUAAUCAACAAAAUAUUGAAGGAAUAAAUGAAUUUAGUAGUGGAAAUUUAAAUUUUGAGGAACAAAUUAAUUUAAAAAGUGAAAAUUGUUUGGAAGAUGAGGAAUUAAAUGGAGUAGAUAACUACAAUAAUAAUAAUAAUUUAAUUUUUCAACAUCAAAAUGAAAGUCAACACCACCAACAACAACAACAAAUCCAAACCCCAACGAGGCCUUCGUCUUCUUCAAAUUAUUGCCAAAAAGAAGAAUGUUCAGGGGAUGAAUUACCUCCAAAUGAGGAAUUAAUUGGGGCUCCUGUACACGAAAUACGUUGUGGACUUUUAAUUGGGAAAUUGCAUAUGAUUAGAUUUACAUGUCCGGGAAUACAUAGAAAAUGUGUGGAAUUUGAGGGUAAAUUAAUUAGUCCAAGACAAUUUACAAUUAAAGCAGAAAAGGAUAAACAAAAAGAUUGGAAAGGAAGUAUUCGUUUAGGAAAGCAUAAUUUAAGAACUUUAAUGGAAAUGAAAACUUUGGAUUUUUAUGAACACGAAAUUAAUUGUAGUUUAAAAUGUCAAAGUCGAAAUUAUAUAAAGAAUAGAAAAGCAGAAGGUGGAAAUAAUGAAAUGAAUAUAAAUUCUGAUAAUAAUUCUGAAAGAUUUAGUGAAAUGUGUGAAAUUAAUGAUAUUAAAUCAAUCCCUUCGUCAGCCUGUUCCUCAGCUACUUCUACUCGAAAAAGCUCUUCAGUAUUGGAAGAAUUUGCUUGUCAAACAGUUCCCCCAAUAUAUUCAGACCAUCACAAUCACCACCACCACCAAAACAACAAUAACCACCAAAAUUUUGAUUAUUUAAAUGAAAUUGAAGAAGAAGAGGAAAUGUUGACAUCUCAAAAUAAUUCAAAAACUUUUUAUUCUUCCCCCUCUUCAUCUACUCCUUCAACAACAACAACAAAUACUUUCCUUCCUUCAACAUCCUCAAUUCCUUUAAAUUCUCCAAAUAUUCCAUCUGAAUUAAUUAAUUUUAAAAAAGGAGGGGAAUCAGCUAGUCUUUUAAAUAAUAAUACUUUAAAUACUUUACUCCAAUUACAACAACACCAAAAUAAUAAUAAUAGUCCUCUUAAACAAUUAUUACUUUUACCAAAGAAUUUAUCUCAAAAUAAUGGGAUUGCUUUAAAUAGCAAUGGAGGACAUAUAGAAAAUACUAUCAAAACACCAAAUAUUCCAAAACCUUCAUCAUCUUCAUCAAUUUCACUACCUUCUACUCAUUUACCUCCUCCAAUAGAAAAUUCUAACAAUAAUUUGUCACAAGAAGCAGCUAUAGCUUUAUUACUUCAAUCAGUCCAAACUUCCAUAAUUUUAGAACAACAACAAAAAGCGGCUAAUUUAAAUCAAAAUAAUAAUUCAAAUAAUUUAUUAUUAGCACAAUUAGUGUCUACAUUAAAUGGGAAUGGAGGGGGAACAACAGCAACAACAACACUUCAUCACAAUCAACAACAACAACAUUCUUCAUUACUCUCAAAUAAAAAUUUAAUUAAUGGUAACGGAAUUGAAAAACUUUUAGCAGCUGCAGCAUUAUCUCAACAAUUACAACAACAACAACGAACUCCAUUAAAACAUAAUGAACAACCAGCAGCUGUUACAAAUAUUUCAAAUAUUCGGAAAAAUGCCAGUAUGUUUUGGUCCCAAAUGCGUAAUAUGGGUUUACUUGAGGAUAUGCUAAAAACUUUAAGUGACACAUUAGAACGUUUAAAACAAAUUUAUUUGACUGGGGGAAAUGCUGUUAGUGAAGAAUUUGCAGCCCAGCGUUUAUCAGGCGUUGCUAUAGCUCUAGAUUUGUGUUCACUUUUUGGUGAAAAAAUUCAUUCUCGUUAUAUACAAGCAACUUUAGAGUCAACAUUAAUUAGCAAAGAAUUAUUAGAAUUACAACGUAAACAAGACGAACAAAAAAGAAAAUUAGAAAAUGCAAAAAGAAAGUCCCAAGUUUUUGACCAAAUUUUAAAAAAUGGAAAUGGGACAGCAACAUUAAAUAAAAAUAUUAUUAAUUCAACUUCUCUUCGUGGCACAAAUCACUCCUCUUCUACAAAUGAAAAUGGGACACCAGAAAUUAAAAAAAUUCACUUGAAUAUUUAA
Messenger RNA from Meloidogyne enterolobii, 2229 nucleotides. The record is from the annotation of a GenBank genome assembly. Lineage: Eukaryota; Metazoa; Nematoda; Chromadorea; Rhabditida; Meloidogynidae.